ACUUUUAUUUAUGACUUACGUUUAUGAAUUUUUUUAGACGAGUCUCUAGCUUUUAUAUAUCUAAAGCUCUUGCAAAUAUGGAUCAUAAAUAAAGCAACUUAAUCCUUAGCAAUCAUCUCAUACCAAUUCAAUAAUUCAGAGCUAAAGAAUUUGAAGAUGGCUCCCUUCUCUCUGCGUAAUCGUCUUCACAACGUAGGGAUCGCCAAGAAAGGCUUGAAAUUGCGAAGAAAAACUAAAAAGAAUGGGAUGAAGAACAUCAUGCAAGAAAGGUUUAAAAGGAUGAAAACCGAAAUGGAGGAAAUCAGCGAGGAGCAGAAGAAUAUUCGAGAACAGCAGAGACAAGUUCGAGAAAAAUAUGAAGCAGUUGAAUCUGAAUGUGAGCAGCUGAAGAAAGAAACAAAGAUGAUGAUCCAACUGUGUGCUAUAACUCAGGUUAAAUUAAGUCUCAUGUUCAGGAUAUUGAAGGCCAGGGAAGAUAGUGAUUUUGCUACUGCUGCCAAUCUUACACAGUUGCUUAGUCAAAUUGUUGCUAGGGAGAAGGAAGAAAGGCAACAGCAAGGAGUGAUGCAUCAUGAACAAAAAUAAAUAAAUAAAUGAACUUCCUGUCUUCUAUAGUGUUUGCUCUCUCUACUCCAUUUUAAUUGGUUUGGUAUUUUUGUAUAUAGCCUCUUUAUAAUAUUGUGUUGAAUUAUUCUGCCAUAUGUUGUAUUAGGGUUUAAAGAAGUUGUUUAAGAUCAGAAAUAAAACCCACAAAUUCAGUAUAA
Messenger RNA from Durio zibethinus, 764 nucleotides. RefSeq lists its product as uncharacterized. The record is from RefSeq and is a predicted model, not a curated record. Lineage: Eukaryota; Viridiplantae; Streptophyta; Magnoliopsida; Malvales; Malvaceae.